CUUAACCGGCCCCGAGUGGAAAUUCAGAAAGUUCAGUGUCCUUCCAUGUUCAGCAAUAUAUUGAAGCUAUUCAGGGCAUUUUCAAGUAAUUUAGAGGGUAGCUAGAGUCAUGAUUAAGCUAUUUUCACUUAAACAGCAAAAGAAGGAGGGAGAAGGUGCAAAAUCCGGGACAAAGAGGGCUUCAGCAGCUCAGUUAAGGAUACAAAAAGAUAUUGCAGAGCUUAGCUUACCAAAAACAUGUGUAACAGAUUUUCCUGAUGAGGAUGACUUUCUGAAUUUCAAGCUUAUUAUAACACCGGAUGAGGGAUUCUACAAAAAUGGAAGGUUUAUAUUUAGUUUCAAGGUUGGUGCAGGAUAUCCCCAUGAUGCCCCAAAAGUGAAGUGUGAAACAAAGGUUUACCACCCAAACAUUGACCUGGAAGGAAACAUCUGCUUAAACAUCUUAAGGGAAGACUGGAAACCAGUUUUGACCAUCAACUCUAUCAUAUAUGGAUUACAAUACCUCUUUCUUGAACCUAACCCAGAUGACCCACUCAAUAAAGAGGCGGCAGAAGUUUUACGCUCCAAUCGACGGCUAUUUGAGCAAAACGUCCAGAAAGCAAUGCGAGGUGGAUACGUGGGAAGUGUAUACUUCGAUCGCUGCCUGGUGAAAUAGUUGCUGCUAAAAUUUUGAAGAGAACCUUAGGCAGAAUAUGUAUUUAAUAUCGCAUAGUACAGGACAUGGGAUUAAAAGACAUUUAAAUCUGGAAACAAAAUCUAGAAGCUAACUUUCCAGGGACAAUGGUAGUACUGCCAUCAAUAUUUUUAUUUUCUAUUGUCCUGUAAAUAUAUUUGAUGCAGUUCCUGUUUUAGGUCACAUGUGCAACUGAGACCUGUAUAGGGAGAUCCAUAAGUGAGGCCUUUGUGGAAUAGUGCAUAAAUCUGGGGUUGAGUUUUGUAACAUGUUCCUGUACAUAAUGUUUUUGCAAUAGUGAUAAGUAUGGUACAGUGAA
This is a messenger RNA of Nematostella vectensis (starlet sea anemone), 992 nucleotides long. Its product is annotated as NEDD8-conjugating enzyme Ubc12. Lineage: Eukaryota; Metazoa; Cnidaria; Anthozoa; Actiniaria; Edwardsiidae. The record is from RefSeq and is a predicted model, not a curated record. The transcript has 8 exons. Gene Ontology annotation, cellular component: nucleus. The coding region runs from base 110 to 655 and encodes 181 amino acids. Gene Ontology annotation, molecular function: NEDD8 transferase activity. Gene Ontology annotation, biological process: protein neddylation.